AUGGCGGGCGUAGCAAUGGAGGAAGUACGCGGGGUUAUGAAGAUUCGAGAAAACAUCAGAAAUGUGGCAAUAAUUGGUGGCGCAGAUAGUGGUAUACUGUCACUAACAGACGACCUCAACAGGAAGGCUAGCCCCAGUUUGACCGCUGAGGAGAAUGGUCGGUGUAGAAAGUAUGAUAUUGACCCAAUGGCCGCCAAUCUGUCAUGUCUCCAUUACACGUGUACUCGGACCGAUCUUCCCGGUAUGGAAGCUUUAAGUGGCAAUUCUGAUUAUGUGAUCAACAUCAUGGACACUCCCGGAAGUGCGGACUUCUCGGCGGAAGUGGAUACUACCCUACGAAUGACAGAUGGGGCCGUGGUAUUGGUCGAUUGCAUUUCCGGUGUUACAUUGGAUACUAAACUGGUUCUAAAACAAGCCAUUCGGGAAAGGGUAAAACCACUCUUAUUUGUGAACAAUAUUGAUCGAGCCAUCAGCGAGUACAAGCUUUCUCAGGAGGACUUGUACCAGACCAUUCACAGUGUGGUAGAGGGCGCUAAGGGUGUUAUAGCAACGUAUAGUGACGAAUCUGGGCCGAUGGGAACCAUUCAAUUUUCUCCGGUCAAAGGUAAUGUGUUGUUUGGAUCUGCAUCACAAAACUGGGGGGUCACGCUAGGAGAGAUUGCUGCGAAGCAGGCAGAGAAGUUGACAAUGACACCGACUCUUCUUCUCGGUAAGCUAUGGGGCGAUAACUUCUAUAAUCCGUCACAGAAAAAAUGGAAGACCACGCCAAGUAAUGGUUACAUACGGGCAUUCAAUCACUUUGUCCUUGACCCUAUUUUUAAAUUGUUUGAAGCAUCCGGAAAUGUACAGGGCAGCGCCUUACCUGAUUUGAUUGAGAGCCUUGGGGCGCAAUUGACUUUGGAUAACAGUGAGACAAACGAUAGGAAGAAAGUUCAAAAUAUGAUGUGCCAAUGGCUACCGAUAGCAAACUCGCUCUUGACAAUGAUUGUACUUCAUCUCCCAUCACCAAAAACAGCUCAGGGAUACAGAUCCGAACUGUUGGUCAAGCGUCAGACAGACGCCGUAGGUACUUCCUCCGUCAGAACAUGUGACCCUGCAGGCCCGUUGAUCAUGCACGUGUCAAAAUGGUUUCAAAGUGGACAAACUGACAUCAUGUACGCAGUUGGCCGUGUGUUCUCUGGGUCAAUUGUGUCCGGAUCAGAAAUAAAAGAAUCCCAAAUAAAUACCAAGAUAAGUGAGGUCUCGAUUGUUGUCGGGGACAGAAUCUGCCCGGUACCGGAAGUGACGUGUGGUAACAUUUGUGCAAUUCGUGGAGUUGACCAGAGGAUCGCCAAGAUGGGGAUAGUGACCACUCACAAAACCCCGGUGGUAUUUACUGAUCUUAGACCCAGUGUUAGCCCUAUCAUUCAACUGGACAUAGAUCCAAAGGACCCAGCAGAUGCCCCGGAUCUUUUGACCGAACUGAAGAGGUUAAUGAAGCUACACCCGAUAUUGGAAUGUUCGAUAGCAGCGUCUGGACUUCACAUUCUCACAGGAACCAGUGAACACCUCAUGAUGAGAUGCAAAUCAUACCUCGAAAAACAGAUUAUUCUGAAACCAGCGCAGCUACACGUGGCUUACCGCGAAACCAUUACCGAAGAACCAGAAAUGAUGUGUACGGCAGUUUGCCCAAACAAUAAGAAAAAUGAAAUCUCCAUCAAAACCAAACCUAUGCCGAAUGGUCUAUGUGAAUGCAUUGAGGAGGGUUUCGUUACGGCAGAUCAGGAUCCUAUAGCAAGGGCAGACUAUUUGGCAAAGAAUUUCGGGUACGACGCCAAUGAAGCGGAUAGACUUUGGUCUUUUGGUCCCGGCGAUUCCGGCUUGAAUAUUCUGUACUACAGCUCAAAACAAGUUCGCGAUCAAGGACACAUCAGGGACGGUCUAAUAUCCGGUUUCCGGUGGGCCACUCGGGAGGGAAUUUUGUGUGAAGAGAGCAUGCGUGGCGUAAGGAUUGGGAUUCGCUAUGCCAAAUGGCAGCUCGCAGACGAUUCCGAUGUUGUCAUAGCUAUCCGUCGAGCAAUUCAAGGUAGCGUCAUCGCGUCCGCUCCAAGGUUGAUGGAGGCCUUGUCUCGCGUCGAGGUCGUCUGCCCACAUCAGGACACUCGCGCUGUCAGAGAGAUACUGACAAAUAGACAAGGGAGACUACUCGAGGAACGACGUGUGGGACGCACUCCUAUGUCGGUGGUUAGCUGUUUCAUUCCAGGAGAAAAAUGUUUAGGACUCGGUAAUGAGUUGGACAGCUCUGCCAAGAGUGUCCAAAUCGCAUUUGACCAUUGGGAAAUAAUGAACUGUGAUCCUCUCGAUCCUGAAACGGCGGCUGCAGCUGUUGCCAUGGAAACUAGAGCAAGAAAGGGAUUGCCUUCCGAUAUCCCUGGAUCGCACUCGAGUUCUGCAUAA
Messenger RNA from Pecten maximus, 2436 nucleotides. Its product is annotated as elongation factor 2-like. Gene Ontology annotation, cellular component: ribonucleoprotein complex; cytosol. Bases 1 to 2436 code for a protein of 811 amino acids. NCBI's taxonomy places the organism in Eukaryota, Metazoa, Mollusca, Bivalvia, Pectinida, Pectinidae. The record is from RefSeq and is a predicted model, not a curated record. The transcript has a single exon. Gene Ontology annotation, molecular function: ribosome binding; translation elongation factor activity; GTP binding. Gene Ontology annotation, biological process: translational elongation.